AGCAGCGCGGCGAGCGCCAUGUCCGGCCGUGGCAAGAGCGGCGGCAAGGGCCGCGCUAAGGCCAAGUCUCGCUCGUCCCGGGCCGGGCUGCAGUUCCCGGUAGGGCGCGUCCACCGACUGCUGCGGCGCGGGCACUACGCAGAGCGGGUGGGGGCGGGUGCGCCCGUGUACCUGGCGGCCGUGCUCGAGUACCUGACCGCCGAGAUCCUGGAGCUGGCGGGCAACGCGGCUCGCGACAACAAGAAGACGCGCAUCAUCCCCCGUCACCUGCAGCUGGCGGUGCGCAACGACGAGGAGCUCAACAAGCUGUUAGGCGGCGUUACCAUCGCGCAGGGUGGCGUCCUGCCCAACAUCCAGGCUGUGCUGCUGCCCAAGAAGACCAGCAAGAAGGGCAGCCGGCAGCAGUCGCAAGAGUACUAGGCCGGCCGGCCCUCCCGGCACAAUUCAAAGGCCCUUUUCAGGGCCACCUCAUUGCUCACUGGGAGAGCUGCGAUCCGCGGAGGAGGCGGGAGGAGGGCAGGGCGCGAGAGGCGUGGCCGGCCGCGGGGAGCUGGGCAGGGGGGAGCGGGCAGUAACCGGCCCGGGGUCAGUCAAGACACUGAGCCUGAGAGCUGCUCAGUAAGGAGCCGUUAUUUUCAUUCCUACCUACCUCUGGGACAUGCAGUGGACGUUGUCUGGAAAAUAAAACUUUAUUUACAAAACAGGA
This is a messenger RNA of Lonchura striata (white-rumped munia), 706 nucleotides long. It is a transcript of the gene H2AX, whose product is annotated as H2A.X variant histone. NCBI's taxonomy places the organism in Eukaryota, Metazoa, Chordata, Aves, Passeriformes, Estrildidae. Gene Ontology annotation, molecular function: structural constituent of chromatin; protein heterodimerization activity; DNA binding. The record is from RefSeq and is a predicted model, not a curated record. Gene Ontology annotation, cellular component: nucleosome.